CUUAGAGCUCGGGACCGACUAAGGCAUGCCAGAAUGUUGCAAGGUGUCGUCGACUUCUCAGUCGAAGGUUCUUCCGAUCCAUUGCUCAUCGGCGGCUGGUAGGGCGUUCAGGUGCCGAGAGAGAGAUAGAGAGAUAGAGAGGUGUGGAAACAGACCAGAGAAGGCGAAGAAGGAUGAUCGAAUUGAUAUAUACUGACUUAAAACUGGAAAAAUGCUUUAUAUUCCCAUUUUCAUUUUCUUUUGUUGUUCUAAUAGGGAAGUAAUAAUAAAUGCUACUUCAAUUCUUUCUUGGGUUUUUCUUGUUCUUCUUUAUUUAAAUAUUUCUUGUGGAUGCUACUUUCUGUUUUGAUUUGAUUGGACUAACUCUCUGAACUUUGUUGUGGAGUAAACUUGUUAUUCGUUGUUAAUGGCAUGCUCAGGCUUUACUUUACGAAAGUCAAAUUGGGCACUCCCCCAAGGGAAUUUACGGUGCAGAUCGACACUGGAAGUGAUAUUUUGUGGGUGAACUGCAAUUCCUGCAAUGGAUGCCCCACAUCAAGUGGACUUGGAAUUCAACUAAAUUUCUUUGAUGCUUCCAUCUCAUCAAGUUCUUCACUCAUCUCCUGUUCUGACCCAAUAUGCAAGUCUGCAUUCCAAACAACUGGAACACAGUGUCUAUCUCAGAGUAAACCAUGCAGUUACACCUUUCAGUAUGGUGAUGGAAGUGGAACAUCAGGUUAUUAUGUAUCUGAGUCCAUGUACUUCGACAUGGUUAUGGGACCUUCUAUGAUUGUUAACUCUUCAGCUACUGUUGUUUUUGGUUGUAGCACCUAUCAGUCAGGAGACUUGACUAAAUCAGACCAUGCAAUUGAUGGCAUUUUUGGAUUUGGCCCCGGGGAUUUGUCUGUCAUAUCACAGUUGUCAGCUCGAGGGGUAACCCCUAAAGUAUUUUCCCAUUGUUUAAAAGGAGAAGGAAAUGGUGGCGGUAUAUUGGUUCUUGGUGAGGUUUUGGAGCCAGGCAUUGUGUAUAGCCCACUCGUGCCCUCUCAGCCUCACUAUAACUUAUACCUGCAAAGCAUUGCUGUCAAUGGUCAGACACUGCCAAUUGAUCCAUCUGUGUUUGCAACAUCAAACAAUCGAGGAACUAUUGUAGACUCUGGGACAACAUUGGCUUACCUUGUUGAAGAAGCUUAUACUCCGUUUGUCAACGCUAUAACUGCUGCUGUUUCCCAAUCUGUGACUCCUACUAUUUCAAAGGGCAACCAGUGUUAUCUAGUAUCCACCAGUGUAGGCGAGAUAUUUCCUCUGGUUAGCUUAAACUUCGCGGGCAGUGCAUCUAUGGUGUUAAAACCUGAACAAUAUCUUAUGCAUCUUGGCUUUUAUGAUGGUGCUGCAUUAUGGUGUAUUGGUUUUCAGAAAGUUCAGGAAGGAGUAACGAUUUUAGGAGAUAUAGUUAUGAAAGACAAGAUAUUUGUAUAUGACUUGGCUCGCCAGCGAAUUGGGUGGGCAAAUUAUGAUUGUUCCCAAGCGGUAAACGUAUCAGUCACAUCUGAGAAGAACAGGUUCGUGAAUGCAGGACAGUUGAGCGUGAGCGGUUCGACCCGAGAUAAACUCCUCCAAUCAUCAACUAUGGAAGCAUUAGCAGUGUUAGUGAGUCUCAGUUUGUUCAUCCAUUUCCAGCUUCUUCGACGUUAAAUCUGUAGUUCUCCCUUAAAAUCCCCAUUCUUUACACCAAUUGUUUGCCCCCUCCAGUCCAGUAUGAUGCCUAUGAUUGGCGGUGGCUGUGUAGUGCUAUUACUUUUAGACCAUUGGAGAUGCGAUGGACCCAAAAAGAUGAAUAUUCUGGCCCACUUCUUAAUUUGGGCCUGUAAUCGGGCCCAUAUUUUGAGAAAUGCCAGUAAUUGUAAAUUAUGUGCUAAUAAAAUUAUGGAUCGAUUAAAUUUA
Messenger RNA from Cucurbita pepo subsp. pepo (vegetable marrow), 1923 nucleotides. Lineage: Eukaryota; Viridiplantae; Streptophyta; Magnoliopsida; Cucurbitales; Cucurbitaceae. The record is from RefSeq and is a predicted model, not a curated record.